CCUGUCAACAGCUUUGUCCAACUUCCGGUAAAAUGACGCUUUAUUUCUAGAGUAGACGUGUCUGUAAUUGAUUGAAUGCAAAGGGGGCUUUUAUCGCAGAAGAAUAAACAGAGAUGGAGUUCUAUGUAAUUUUAAAGAUUGUUUUCAUGACUUGCUGUGUUGUGGUUUUUGCAGGUACAACUGACAGGCCUAAAAAUAUGAGUGAAGAAAUGUACUGUUUGGGAUGUCAAGUUACUGUGAAAGAGCUAGACUCGAUGUUAAGCCGAAAAUUGACACGAGGAAUGGGAGAGACGGUUACUCGUGCAUUGAAGAGAGUAUGUGACAAACAUAACUUUGACAAAUAUGAUGUUGAUGCAAAGAGAGUUUUAGAAGUUUGUGAACACAUCAAAAAUGAUGAGGGACUAGAAGCUUUCCUGAUUACAGAGUAUGGUAGAAAGCAUGCUACUGGGAAAUAUACUCAAACUUACCUUGAUAUUUCACAAACUAUAUGCAGUACUGUUAUCAAAGCCUGCCGACAAGCUGGUACUCUUGAAAUCAAUGAUGAGGAUGGUGGAAUAAUUUACGACCCUGUGAUCAAGGAUUUUUUCGUUAAAGAAGGGAAGAAAGUUCGAACACCAAAACCAAUACAGGAGAAGAUACCUGACCCCAAUCAGACAGCGGAUCGUGCUGAUGAUGUAAAACCAAGAGAAGAGCGGAAGAUGAACGUAGAACAAGCAAGAGAGGUUAACAUAGAUAGUCAUGAUGAACUUUAGUUUGAUACGUUUUUAAUAGAAGAAGCACCAGUAUAACUGUAAGGCAAUAAACUAAACUGAUUUUGAAACAAACCUAUUAGGUAGAUAAGAAAAAUUAGACAGUAUGAUUACAGAGUCUUAGAUUUUUAUAAAGUUUUUGUGUUAAAUUAAUUGCUUAAAUUGUGUAAGAAAUUUAUCAAUUGAGUUUCCCUCAAAACUGAGCAUCAGAUGGUUUCACAAUUUUUCAGGUUAUUUCAUAGUUAUAGAAAAAAAUGAUGCACUUGAAUUUUCAUGUGUUUUUUUUUUUUUAAUUUUGUUUUAUUUAAGUUACGAUGGUAGACGAUUUGAUAGAUAAAACAUAAUUUUAUUUCUAAAACAUGUAGAUAUUAUGUAAAUUAAAGUAUUAUAAAACAAAUACUGUUGCAACUAAAAUGUCAACUCAGACAUAAAACAUUUGAAGUGAUUUGAUGCAGAAAAAAAAGAGUAAGUAUACACAGUUCAGCCUAAUAUGUUGGAAUAGAACACAAAUAAUAUUUUAUGUGCAAUUCAGUAAAUUUUGUUUAUUUUUUGCUAUAGAACUGAAACUUUAAAUAAGCAAUACAUAUCAUUUUGACAACCCACAUUUCUUGUCAGAUAUUUCUGUGAUAUUUUUUUUUGUACGCAUUAAAGUAUUAUAAAUUGAUCUGAUUUGUCGAUAUAUACACUUCUCAUUCCAUUCAUAUGUACAUAGAAUAGACAUAUACAUUCUAUAUUCAAAUAUUUGAAGUCUGUGAUAGCAAUUUGAGUAGUACAAAUACAUUUUAUACAUUUGUAGGUAAAUUUCUAAGGUUAAUACCUUAAUUUCUUUUUUUUAAAGUGAAUUGGUCUUUAGUAAAAUAUCUGUAAUACCAUAAACAAUUAUGUUGAUAAUGUUGAUAGUAUUCAGUAUCAUACAAGAUAAAUAUUCAGUAUCAUACAUGAUAAAUAUUCAGUAUCAUACAUGAUAAAUAUUCAGUAUCAUACAAGAUAAAUAUUCAGUAUCAUACAUGAUAAAUAUUCAGUAUCAUACAUGAUAAAUAUUCAGUAUCAUACAUGAUAAAUAUUCAGUAUCAUACAUGAUAAAUAUUCAGUAUCAUACAUGAUAAAUAUUCAGUAUCAUACAUGAUAAAUAUUCAGUAUCAUACAUGAUAACAAACCACAAAAGAAUAAUAUAUGGUUGUUCUUGGCAAGUGUUAGAUACAUGAUCCGAUAUGACAUAUCAAUAUAUAGCAAAUAAUGAAGUGUUCUAGAACAAAAUAUUAUUUUUCAUCAUAUAUAUAUGUUCAUACUUAAUCACUUUAGAAGUUUAUCAACAUUCUGUUAUCCAGAAAUAUCUUUAUUGUUUUUAUCAGAAUUUGAAAUACUCACGAAAAAUAUGCCAAUUGAUACCACCCCCCUUUUAAGUAAAUUUACAGUUGUAUUCAAUUUUUUUUCAUGCUCAUAUGAGGAGUGUUCAAUAAAUUAGCAGUAUUGCUUUAUUACUGAAAGUUGGAAUAGAAAAUGAAGAAACAAAUUACAUCAUGUGAUACAUUGACCUAUGACUAAAAUAAAGUUUAAACAUUAUUAUCUAUACUCAUUGAACAAUAAAGUUUACAUUAGACAUUGAACAAUAGUACUAUGGUACUUUGUAGUACUUAAAGCACAUUGAAAUCAAUAUUGGGUCACUCUGACAUUACCUAAAUGUCAAAGUGUAAUGUCCAGUUAACUUUCUUGACAUAAUCACUACCUGUGGCAGCACACUUUAUGUAUGUGUACCUAUAUUGGGCUUGUCUGUAAGUAGACUCUGCACUGUGUAAUAUGAGAGAUAUAGUUGGUCAACAAUACCUCACAGGGUCACACCAUCUAUUAUAAUUUUGUAGUUCUUAAUCUAAUGCUGUGUUUCCAACAGUGACUCUUAAUAUCAUCUGACCUUAACUAUUUUCAUCCAAACAUUGAAGUGGUAUAAUCCUUGAACUGCUCAUAUAUUCGAAAAGUUUUUACUACAUUUUUUUACAGGGUACUUGAUGUGUUUAUUUUUUUUUAAUGUAAGGCAUAUUUUAAGUGUAUAAAGCUGUAUAUACUUCCAUGAAAGCAAAUUGCCCAAGCAUCAUUAUUUAAAACAGUAACAUAAUAUUUUGUUCCAGAUUACAUGAAUUUUAUUCUGUAUACCUACAAUAUUUAUGUCUGUUAAAUAACAGACAUUCUAUGUUACAAUUUUUUUUUGAAAAUGACCAUGUUCAGAUUAUGUAAACAAUAUACUGUUUACUGUUAAUAAAUUUUAUAGGAAUAUUUAAUCAGAUAUUGAUUUUCACCCUUUAAACCAGUUAAGUAAAUAAUUAAGUUGCAAUUUCUUUGUCAGAUAUUUAAUGAAAAAUAAUUGAGAUAUACAAUGAAAAAUAAUUGUCUGAUAUACAAUGAAAAACAAUAGUAUCAUGAUUUAGGGGAUAAUUCAUUCAAUGUAUUUAUGAAAAUUGUUUUUUGUAAUCCUUUCAAUUUUUGCAAAAUAAUACAUGUAGAUUGUUCUCUGUAGAUGUAUGUGUUACAUUCUUUCCUUUUUACUUAAAAAUCAAAUAUAAAAUAUGGCAAAAAUCAAACAUGUUUUAUUAUAUUGUUUUGUACAGAUUGUAGCAUUAUAAUAUAUGUUUAUUUUAUUUGUUAUGUAUUCAAUUUUUGUUGUUGUUUUUAAAUUCUCCAUGUAUGAAAAUAUCUGAGAGGUGUCCGUGGCUGAGUGGUUAAGAUUGUUGACUUUAUACCACUUGCCCCUCACUGCUGUUGGUUCAACAGGGACUUUGGAUUCUUUUAUGUGAGGGAGCUAUCCAGCUAGCUUACCGAAUAUAAGUGAUUCUACUCAGGUGCCAGUAUGUGCUUGGAAGGGCACCAAAGGUUUUCAUCAGAAUUUUUUAUAUUUUAGGUGUUAAAGCAUUUAUUUCAAUGUUUAUUUGUUAUACCAGACUGGUAUAUAGGGGUUCUUUUUUAUUUUCGUUAUACAUGUAUGUGCUUUAUUUUUCUACCAGUUAUGCAAUUCUUGUUUUUCUUGUAUUAGAUCUUUUUGUGUGACAUGAGAUUAGAAAUUGUUAAUAUAUCACUUUUCUUUUCUUUUUUGAAUUAGUAGUUGUGUUGCAUUUGUCAAAUAGUUGCUGUUAAAAUAAAGUAGUUAAUAUCUUAA
Molecule: messenger RNA, 3894 nt
Organism: Ruditapes philippinarum (Manila clam)
Lineage: Eukaryota; Metazoa; Mollusca; Bivalvia; Venerida; Veneridae
Exons: 5
Coding region: 114-752 (212 amino acids)
Source: RefSeq, a predicted model, not a curated record